Molecule: messenger RNA, 26040 nt
Organism: Coregonus sp. 'balchen'
Lineage: Eukaryota; Metazoa; Chordata; Actinopteri; Salmoniformes; Salmonidae
Source: the annotation of a GenBank genome assembly
CGUUGUUAUGAUUCCCCUCUGACUCUUUUAUCCGAUGUCAGUGUGCUCUAUUUUCAGGUAAAUUCGUUGAAUUUUGUCUUUGUUAGUUAAACUAGUUAUAUAUUGUUUAAGCACACGUUGAAUCGUAAUUUUGCUGCUGUCAGUUAUCUUGCCUUAGCUAGCUGGCUAGCAUAAUUUAGCUAGCUCGCGUUGACAUGUGUUUUUGGUUUGUUUGUCAUCCAUGAAAUAUCUAGUUAGCCAGCUAGAUAAUGUUUUCUGUUGAAAUGUAGACUAAACUGUUCUAUUUUACCGUAUCUUAGCUAGCUAUCAAUGCCAAUGGACUCGUGUUUUUAGUUAGAUAGCCACUGUAGCUACCAAUGCAAUUACAUUAACGUAAUUUAGCAAACGCUCUUAUCCAGAGCGAUUUACAUGAGCAAUUAGGGUUAAGUGCCUUGCUUAAGGGCACAUCGACAGAUUUUUCACCUAGUUGGCUCGGGGAUUAGAACCAGCGACCUUUCGGUUACUGGCACAACGCUCUUACCCACUAAGCUACCUGCCGCCCAAUUCAUUCUGAACUUUUCAGGUUGUGAAGGAAGUUCAGAAUGGAUGUCCUUGAUCACAUGCUGACCGACCCCCUGGACUCAGGGGAGGGCAAUGAUGGGUGCAUCACUGAAGAGUGCAUGUUGGGAAACUGUCAAGUGAGUCUUCCAGAAGACCUGCUUGAGGAUGUGAGUAGCUAAUAAUAGCACACUGCGUUGAUUUCUGUGUUAACUUUAUCAUAUGCUGUUUAUCAUUUGUGUAUUCUGCAUAGACUGUAUAUAUAUAUAUAUAUAUAUAUAUAUAGGUUUACUGUAUAUCGAUUGUUACAUUUACAGUUCUGUUUAUAUAUUUUUUGGUUAUUUGUUUUGGCGAACAGCCUGAAAUCUUCUUCUCUGUGCUGAGUGAAAGUACCUGGUCUGAAGUACUGACAGAUGACCAGAGACAGCAUCUCCGUCAACUGUUACCACACUUUCCAGAAGACAACACUACUGAGCAGGACAGCACCAUCAGCGAACUCUUCAACAAACAGAACUUCUGCUUCGGAAACCCCUUGCACCUUGCACAGAAACUGUUCCAAGGUAACACUCCACCUCUCUCAAACAGCUUAAUUUUGAGUAGGUUUCUGGACUAUGUAUGGCAUAUCAGUGAUAUCAUGUCCCACUGUGCUCUCCCCAGAUGGCCAUUUUAAUCCAGAAGUGGUUAAGUACAGACAGCUGUGUGCCAAGUCCCAGAAAAAACGCCAGCUGAACUCGUUGCAGCAGUACUACCACAAACUCCUCAAACAGAUCCUGGUCUCUAGAAAGGUAUGGCAGAUAUCUUCAAGCUUCAGUCUCAAGCACAAGGUGAAUGGCCUUCCUCAGUAUGUUCAGUUAUAUCAUUUCUGUGUGUUUAGGAACUACUGGAGUUGGCAGUCCGCAGUGGCCCUGACAUUGCGGUGAACAGAAAGUAUCCCACCCAGACACAUGGUGAGGUGCAGGAACAGAGGGUCAGAGGAAGAGUGUGCCGGAUACUGAGGGAAGUUAAAACUGAGUGUGGAGACAGCAAUGCCUCAUCUGACGAUGAUGGUGAGUCUGCUUUCAUCAGCCUAGAUUGUUGAUAUUUUAAUUGCAUUUAGCAGCAUUCAAUAAGUGUCAGAGUUCAUCUUUCAAUGUUUUCUAUUUCACAUAGUUGUCCUUUGCGUUGUGUUUGCAGAUACAGCCUAUUGGCAGCCAACUCCUCAAUCUCCUUCCUCUCCAACGCCCACAGUUUCUGUUAGGGUUCUGCCCAGUCUCUCCACCCAGGACAUGAAGACCACCGGUCAGUUACAGUAUAUCUAUAGAGAUACUGUAUAAUGAUUGUGAAAAAAAUUGAUGGUUACAUAUCGCAAUAUUGUUUUGGACGAUAUUAUAUACACUACCGGUCAAAAGUUUUAGAACACCUACUCAUUCAAGGGUUUUCUUUAUUUUUACUAUUUUCUACAUUGUAGAAUAAUAGUGAAGACAUCAAAACUAGGAAAUAACACAUAUAAAAUCAUGUAGUUACCAAAAAAGUGUUAAACAAAUCAAAAUAUAUUUUAUAUUUGAGAUUCUUCAAAUAGCCACUCUUUGCCUUGAUGACCGCUUUGUACACUCUUGGCAUUCUCUCAACCAGCUGCAUGAGGUAGUCACCUGGAAUGCAGUUCAAUUAACAGGUGUGCCUUCUUAAAAGUUAAUUUGUGGAAUUUCUUUCCUUCUUAAUGCGUUUGAGCUAAUCAGUUGUGUUGUGACAAGGUGGGGGGAUAUACAGAAGAUAGCCCUAUUUGGUAAAAAAACAAGUCCAUAUUAUGGCAAGAACAGCUCAAAUAAGAAAUGAGAAACAACAGUCCAUCAUUACUUUAAGACAUGAAGGUAAGUCAAUCCGGAACAUUUCAAGAACUUUGAAAGUUUCUUCAAGUGCAGUCGCAAAAACCAUCAAGUGCUAUGAUGAAACUGGCUCUCAUGAGGACCGCCACAGGAAUAGAAGACUCAGUUACCUCUGCUGCAGAGGAUACGUUCAUUAGAGUUACCAGCCUCAGAAAUUGCAGCCCAAGUAAAUGCUUCACAGAGUUCAAGUAUCAGACACAUCUCAACAUCAACUGUUCAGAGGAGACUGUGUGAAUCAGGCCUUAUUGGUCAAAUUACUUCAAAGACACCACUACUAAAGGACACCAAUAAGAAGAAGACACUUGCUUGGGCGAAGAAACACGAGCAAUGGACAUUAGACCGGUGGAAAUGUGUCCUUUGGUCUGGAGUCCAAAUUUGAGAUUUCUGGUUCCAACCGCUGUGUCUUUGUGAGACGCGGUGUGGGUGAAACGGAUGAUCUCCGCAUGUGUAUUUCCCACCGUAAAGCAUGGUGGAGGAGGUGUUAUGGUGUGGGGGUGCUUUGCUGGUGACACUGUUUGUGAUUUAUUUUGAAUUCAAGGCACACUUAACCAGCAUGGCUACCACAGCAUUCUACAGCGAUACGCCAUCCCAUCUGGUUUGGGAUUAGUGGGACUAUCAUUUGUUUUUCAACAGGACAAUGACCCAACACACCUCCAGGCUGUGUAAGGGCUAUUUUACCAAGAAGGAGAGUGAUGGAGUGCUGCAUCAGAUGACCUGGCCUCCACAGUCCCCCAACAUCAACCAAAUUGAGAUGGUUUGGGAUGAGUCGGACCGCAGGGUGAAGGAAAAGCAGCCAACAAGUGCUCAGCAUAUGUGGGAACUCCUUCAAGACGGUUGGAAAAGCAUUCCAGGUGAAGCUGGUUGAGAGAAUGCCAAGAGUGUGCAAAGCUGUCAUCAAGGCAAAGGGUGGCUAUUUGAAGAAUCUGAAAUAUAAAAUAUAUUUUUAUUUGUUUUAACACUUUUUUGGUUACUACAUGAUUCCGUAUGUGUUAUUUCAUAGUUUUGAUGUCUUCACUAUUGUUCUACAAUGUAGAAAAUAGUUUUUUUUAAAUAAAGAAAAACCCUUGAAUGAGUAGGUGUUCUAAAACUUUUGACCGGUAGUGUAGAUACUUUGACUCUAAGUAUCGAUUUCGCUAGAUAGCACUAGCUUGCGCUAGUCAGCUGUACGUGUGCCAAAACUCAUCUAUUUUUCAUCCUAUAGCUUGUUCUCCAUCUUCUUUUUCAAUAGUUUUCAGCACUUUAAGUUGCAUGACUGAUCAAAACACAUGUUCUUAUGUUCUGUCUCACUGCAGCAGACAUAUAGUGAGCAAUAUGUUUGGAACAUUAAAUCGUAAUAAAAUCGCAGUAUCGAAUCGCAAUACAUAUAGAAUUGUGAGAAUCACAAUACAUUUCGUAUCAGCACCAAAGUAUCGUGAUAAUAUCGUAUCGUGAGGUCCCUGGCAAUUCCCAGCUCUACUGCUGUAAUGUACGUAAAGACUAUGCAGAAAUAGUGACUGAAGAUAUGUGGUGUCUGCUCACACAGAUAAGCCAGAGCUGGGAGAGAAGGACAUGAGAGCCAUGCUACGGAGACAUAGAGAGAAGAGGAGACGACAACCGGUUAGUUUCUUCUAUCCAUUCACAAAAACAUCACAGAAUUCUGCUGUCCACAAAAUCAAGGUGUGAUUGGAAAUGGGGGACACUAUCUACCUAAUAUCAUCUUCUACAACAUUUCCUUGUAUCCUAAUCCUAGUCAUUCUGUUUGCACAGGACCAUCCAGACUUGAUGACUUCUGACAUCCGCCUGGGUGACAUGAUGUCUAGAGUGAACAUAGGUCGAAAAGGCUCCAUGAUGGGUGAGUACAAGUCAAGUCCAUGACCAAAAUACCAAAAUCAUAAUCAUAAAGCGAAAGUAUGUGGACACCUGCUCGUCGAACAUGUCAUUCCAAGUUCAUGGGCAUUGAUAUGGAGUUGGUCCUCCCUUUACUGCUAUAACAGUCUUCACUCUUCUAGGAAAGAUUUCCACUAGAUGUUGGAACAUUGCUGUGGGGACUUGCUUCCAUUCAGCCACAAUAGCAUUAGUGAGGUCGGGCACUUAUGUUGGGUGAUUAGGCCUGGCUCGCAGUCGGCGUUCCAAUUGAUCCCAAAGGUGUUCGAUGGGGUUGAGGUCAGGGCUCUGUGCAGGCCAGUCAAGUUCUUCCACACCGAUCUCGACAAACCAUUUCUGUAUGGACCUCGCUUUGUGCACGGGGGCAUUGUCAUGCUGAAACAAACUGUUGCCACAGCGUUGGAAGCACAGAAUCAUCUAGAAUGUCAUUGUAUGCUGUAGUGUUAAGAUUUCCCUUCAUUGGAACUAAGGGGCCUAGCCCUAACCAUGAAAAACAGCCCCAGACCAUUAUUCCUCCUCCACCAAACUUUACCGUUGGCACUAUGCAUUGGGGCAGGUAGCGUCCUCCUGGCAUCCGCCAAACUCAGAUUCAUCCGUCGGACUGCAGAUAACACGUUUCCACUGCUCCAGAGUCCAUUGGCAGCGAGCUUUACACCACUCCUGCCGACGCUUGGCAUUGCGCAUGGUGAUCUUAAGCUUGUGUACGGCUGCUCGGCCAUGGAAACCAUUUCAUGAAGCUCCCGAUGAAAAGUUAUUUUGCUGACGUUGCUGCCAGAGGCAGUUUGGAACUCGGUAGUGAGUGUUGCAAUGUAGGACAGACAAUUUCUACACGCUUCGCACUUAAGCACUCAGCGGUCCCGUUCUGUGAGCUUGUGUGGCCUACCACUUCACGGCUGAGCCGUUGUUGCUCCUAGACAUUUCCACUUCACAAUAACAGCACUUACGGUUGACCGGGGCAGCUCUAGCAGGUCAGAAAUUUGACAAGCUGACUUCUUGGAAAGGUUGCAUCCUAUUAAGGUGCCACGUUGAAAGGCACUGAACUCUUCAAUACGGGCCAUUCUACUGCCAAUGUUUGUCUAUGGAGAUUGCGUCCAAUUUGUAAGUCGCUCUGGAUAAGAGCGUCUGCUAAAUAAUGUAAAUGUGGCUGUGUGCUCAAUUUUAUACACCUGUCAGCAACGAGUGUGACUGAAAUAGCAAAUCCACUAAUUUGAAGGAGUGUCCACAUAGUUUUGGCCCUGUAGUGUAUAUAGCUAUAUUGUAUUAGAUCCUCUGAAUAAUGUAAGGCACAACUAGUGUAGAAACAUUCUUAACUAGUAUCUUCUAUGAUGUAGCGCUGUUUGACCUGGCUCUGCCCAAGAGGAAGAUGAGGGAGGAGAGGAGAAAGAAGAAGAUGAGGACAAUUAAAGUGGAGUCUGAGGAUCCCUGUGAGGCUCUGAUGCCUUCAGAAGCCCCAGCCCCAUCCGUUAACAUCACAGCUGCUCUGCCUGAGACCCCAGUCACUCCACUGUCCAGUGUCAAAGAAGAGUGAGUCUAUUUGAUUUGAUUUAUUAUGAACCCGACAUAUAACGAAAAAUACAUUACUGACGAAAUACUUUACAAUUUACAUACAUUUAAAAACAUGAACAUGUAGUGUGUGUGUGCAUCUAUCAGUUACACGUACAUGUCCGUACAUACACACAACAAGUAAGUCACAUGGGGGAGAGGCAUUGUGCCGUGAGGUGUUGCGUUAUUUGUUUUUUGAAACCAGGUUUGCUGUUCACUUGAGCUACAGUGGGGGAAAAAAGUAUUUAGUCAGCCACCAAUUGUGCAUGUUCUCCCACUUAAAAAGAUGAGAGAGGCCUGUAAUUUUCAUCAUAGGUACAACGUCAACUAUGACAGACAAAAUGAGGAAAAAAAUUCCAGAAAAUCACAUUGUAGGAUUUUUCAUGAAUUUAUUUGCAAAUGAUGGUGGAAAAUAAGUAUUUGGUCAAUAACAAAAGUUUCUCAAUACUUUGUUAUAUACCCUUUGUUGGCAAUGACACAGGUCAAACGUUUUCUGUAAGUCUUCACAAGGUUUUCACACACUGUUGCUGGUAUUUUGGCCCAUUCCUCCAUGCAGAUCUCCUCUAGAGCAGUGAUGUUUUGGGGCUGUCGCUGGGCAACACGGACUUUCAACUCCCUCCAAAGAUUUUCUAUGGGGUUGAGAUCUGGAGACUGGCUAGGCCACUCCAGAACCUUGAAAUGCUUCUUACGAAGCCACUCCUUUGUUGCCCGGGCGGUGUGUUUGGGAUCAUUGUCAUGCUGAAAGACCCAGCCACGUUUCAUCUUCAAUGCCCUUGCUGAUGGAAGGAGGUUUUCACUCAAAAUCUCACGAUACAUGGCCCCAUUCAUUCUUUCCUUUACACGGAUCAGUCGUCCUGGUCCCUUUGCAGAAAAACAGCCCCAAAGCAUGAUGUUUCCACCCCCAUGCUUCACAGUAGGUAUGGUGUUCUUUGGAUGCAACUCAGCAUUCUUUGUCCUCCAAACACGACGAGUUGAGUUUUUACCAAAAAGUUAUAUUUUGGUUUCAUCUGACCAUAUGACAUUCUCCCAAUCCUCUUCUGGAUCAUCCAAAUGCACUCUAGCAAACUUCAGACGGGCCUGGACAUGUACUGGCUUAAGCAGGGGGACACGUCUCGCACUGCAGGAUUUGAGUCCCUGGCGGCGUAGUGUGUUACUGAUGGUAGGCUUUGUAUUUUGGUCCCAGCUCGCUGCAGGUCAUUCACUAGGUCCCCCCAUGUGGUUCUGGGAUUUUUGCUCACCGUUCUUGUGAUCAUUUUGACCCCACGGGGUGAGAUCUUGCGUGGAGCCCCAGAUCGAGGGAGAUUAUCAGUGGUCUUGUAUGUCUUCCAUUUCCUAAUAAUUGCUCCCACAGUUGAUUUCUUCAAACCAAGCUGCUUACCUAUUGCAGAUUCAGUCUUCCCAGCCUGGUGCAGGUCUACAAUUUUGUUUCUGGUGUCCUUUGACAGCUCUUUGGUCUUGGCCAUAGUGGAGUUUGGAGUGUGACUGUUUGAGGUUGUGGACAAGUGUCUUUUAUACUGAUAACAAGUUCAAACAGGUGCCAUUAAUACAGGUAACGAGUGGAGGACAGAGGAGCCUCUUAAAGAAGAAGUUACAGGUCUGUGAGAGCCAGAAAUCUUGCUUGUUUGUAGGUGACCAAAUACUUAUUUUCCACCAUAAUUUGCAGAUAAAUUCAUUAAAAAUCCUACAAUGUGAUUUUCUGGAUUUUUUCUCUCUCAAUUUGUCUGUCAUUGUUGACGUGUACCUAUGAUGAAAAUUACAGGCCUCUCUCAUCUUUUUAAGUGAGAGAACUUGCACAAUUGGUGGCUGACUAAAUACUUUUUUUCCCCACUGUAUAUAAGAAGAGAGACUGGCAUGCAUAGUAUUAAUAUUAGCUCUGUGAUUACAAUGAAGAGCAAGAUGUGCCGCUCUGUUCUGGGCCAGCUGCAGCUUAACUAGGUCUUUCUUUGCAGCACUUGACCAAGAUAAGAUAAAACUAGAGCCUGCAGGACUUGCUUUGUGGAGUGUGGUGUCAAAAACGCAGAGCAUCUCUUUAUGACGGACAGACCUCUCCCCAUCUUUACAACCAUUACAUCUAUAUGUUUUGACCAUGACAGUUUACAAUCUAAGGUAACACCAAGUAAUUUAGUCUCCUCAAUUUGUUCAACGGCCACACCAUUCAUUACCAGAGGUCUAGAACUUAGGGAAUGAUUUGUACCAAAUACAAUGCUCUUAGUUUUCCAGAUGUUCAGGACCAGUUUAUUACUGGCCACUCAUUCCAUAACAGACUGCAACUCUUUGUUAAGGGUUUCAGUGACUUCAUUAGCUGUGGUUGCUGAUGCGUACAGUGCAUUCGGAAAGUAUUCAGACCCCUUGACUUUUUCCACAUUUUGUUACGUUACAGCCUUAUUCUAAAAUUGAUUAAAUUGUUUUCCCCUCAACAAUCUGCAUGCAAUAACCCAUAAUGACAAAGCAAAAACUGGUUGUUAGAAUUUUUUGCACAUUUUAUAAAUAAUUAACCUGAAAUCAUAUUUACAUAAGUAUUCAGACCCUUUACUCAGUACUUUGUUGAAGCACCUUUGGCAGCGAUUACAGCCUCGAGUCUUCUUAGGUAUGACGCUACAAGCUUGACACACCUGUAUUUGGGGAGUUUUUCAAAUUCUUCUCUGCAGAUCCUCUCAAGCUCUGUCAGGUUGGAUGGGGAGUGUCGCUGCACAGCUAUUUUCAGGUCUCUCCAGAGAUGUUUGAUUGGGUUCAAGUCCGGGCUCUGGCUGGGCCACUCAAGGACAUUCAGAUAUUUGUCCCGAAGCCACUCCUGGGUUGUCUUGGCUGUGUGCUUCACCCCAGUCUGAGAUCCUGAGAGCUCUGAAGCAGGUUUUCAUCAAGGAUCUCUCUGUACUUUGCUCUGUUCAUCUUUCCCUCGAUCCUGACUAGUCUCCCUACUGCUGAAAAACAUCCCCACAGCAUGAUGCUGCCACCACCAUGCUUCACCGUAGGGAUGGUGCCAGGUUUCCUCCAAACGUGAUGCUUGGCAUUCAGGCCAAAGAGUUCAAUCAUGGUUUCAUCAGACCAGAGAAUCUUGUUUCUCAUGGUCUGAGAGUCCUUUAGGUGCCUUUUGGCAAACUCCAAGCGGGCUGUUAAAUGCCUUUUCCUGAGGAGUGGCUUCCAUCUGGCCACUCUACCAUAAAAGCCUUAUUGGUGGAGUGCUGCAGAGAUGGGUGUCCUUCUGGAAGGUUCUCCCAUCUCCACAGAGGAACUCUGGAGCUCUGUCAGAGUGACCAUCGGGUUCUUGGUCACAUCCCUGACCAAGGCCCUUCUCCCCCGAUUGCUCAGUUUGGCCAGGCGGCCAGCUCUUGGAAGAGUCUUUGUGGUUCCAAACUUCCAUUUAAGAAUGAUGGGGACCAAUCAAGUUGUAGAAACAUCUCAAGGAUGAUCAAUGGAAACAGGAUGCACCUGAGCUCAAUUUCGAGUCUCAUAGCAAAGGCUCUGAAUACUUAUGUAAAUAAGGAAUUUCUGUUUUUAUUUUUGAAUAAAUGUGCAAACAUUUCUAAAAACCUGUUUUCGCGUUGUCAUUAUGGGUGUAUUGUGUGUAGAUUGAGGGAAAACAUUUAUUUAAUCAAUUUUAGAAUAAGGCUGUAACAUAACAAAAUGUGGAAAAAGGAAAGUGGUCUGAAGACUUUCUGAAUGCAUUGUAUAUGGUUGAAUCAUCAGCAUACAUGGACACAUGCAUCACACAUUUGACAUUGGAGAAGCUUCCAUUAAAGAAAACCCUUUGAGUUCUAUUAGAUGGAUAGCUCUGAAUCCAUGAUAUGGCAGAGGUUGAAAAGCCAUAACACACAAGUUUUCUCAACAACAGGUUAUGGCCAAUAAUGUCAAAGACUGCACUGAAAUCUAACAGUACAGCUCUCACAAUCUUCUUAUUAUCAAUUUAUUUCAACCAAUCAUCAGUCAUUUGUGUCAGUGCAGUACAUGUUGAGUGCCCUUCUCGAUAAGCAUGCUGAAAGUCUGUAGUUAAUUUGUUUACAGAGAAGUAGCAUUGUAUUUGGUCAAACACCAUUUUUUCCAACAGUGUGCUAAGAGCUGGCAGCAAGCUGAUAGGUCUGCUGUUAGAACCAGUAAAGGCAGUUUUACCACUCUUGGGUAGUGGAAUGACUUUGGCUUCCCUCCCGGCCUGAGGACAAAGACUUUCCUCUAGGCUCAGAUUAAAUAUAUGACAGAUAGGAGUGGCUAUAGAGUCAUCUACCGUCCUCAGUAGCUUUCGAUCUAAGUUGUCAAUGCCAGGAGGUUUGUCAUUAUAUAUAUAUUUUUUUUUUCUAACUUUACAAAAAUCUAAUUUGCAAUGCUUUUCUUUUAUUAUUUUAUUUUUUAUUUUUUGGUCAUUUAGCAGACGCUCUUAUCCAGAGCGACUUACAGGAGCAAUUAGGGUUAAGUGCCUUGCUCAAGGGCAAAUCGACAGAUUUUUCACCUAGUCGGCUCGGGGAUUAGAACCAGCGACCUUUCGGUUACUGGCACAACGCUCUUACCCACUAAGCUACCUAGAUAUAUUUUUUAUUUUUUUAUACAUGAGGAUGAUGGCUCACUGUUCAUUGUUGGCAUUUCCUGCAUAAGUUUGCCCACUUUGCCAAUGAAGUAAUCAUUAAAGUAAUGUUGUGUAAUUGUGAUGAAUAAGCCAUCUGAUUCGAUGAAAUGGAGUUCAAUUUGUUUUUUCUGCCCAUAAUUUCAUUUAAAGUUAAUAUUUGAUUGAUCUUGGCGUCAUAAUACGUUUUCUUUUUGUUGAGUUUAGUCACAUAAUUUCUCAAUUUUUAGUAAGUCAGCCAGUCAGAUGUGCAGCCAGACUUAUUAACCACUCCUUUUGCCCCAUCUCUUUCAACCAUACAGUUUUUAAAUUCCUCAUCAAUCCAUGGAGCCUUAACAGGUGCAUGUUUAUCAAUAAUUGGAAGAAGCAUUUUCAUGAAUUCAUCAAGUGCAGCGUCUGGAUGCUCCUUAUUAAUCACAUCAGACCAACAAAUAUUUUUAACAUCCACAUAAGAGUAUGUGUAUGAUCUCUUAUACACUAUUGUAGGUCCAGCUUUUGGAACUUUGGCUUUCCUGGAUAUAGCCACUAUGUUGUGAUCACUGCAUCCAAUGGGUACGGAUACAGCUUUAGAACAAAGUUUUACAGUAUUAGUAAAAAUGUGAUCAAUACAUAUGGAUGAUCUUGUUCCUGUAGUGUUUGUAAACACCCUUGUAGGUUGAUUAAUAACCCUAACCAGAUUACAGGCACUGGUUACAGUGCGAAGUCUAUGUACUCAUCCCACAAAGAUGGCACUUUUACCUGACAAGUUUGUAAUGAAAUAUCGCAUGCUAUUGUUAUGAUAGAACAUCUGUGUACAUACAUUCAAUGAGUGAAGGAAAAUUACAGCUUUACUGAUAUUCUUGUGCUACAGACAUUUAGAUGCUAUCAUGAAUUCAGUUGAACACUGCACGCCAUACUUUUUCUCUCUGCAGGCCGAUGGAGGAGGUGCAGAACAGCCCUGUCAUGGUGGAGGAGAUCGCUGUGAGCUUCUUCAACCUGCUGGAGAACAUCCUGAGACUAGACGGCCUCGCCAGCACCGCCAUGGUAUUCACUCACUUAUACAGUGGGGAAAAAAAGUAUUUAGUCAGCCACCAAUUGUGCAAGUUCUCCCACUUAAAAAGAUGAGAGAGGCCUGUAAUUUUCAUCAUAGGUACACGUCAACUAUGACAGACAAAUUGAGAAAAAAAUAUCCAGAGAAUCACAUUGUAGGAUUUUUUAUGAAUUUAUUUGCAAAUUAUGGUGGAAAAUAAGUAUUUGGUCACCUACAAACAAGCAAGAUUUCUGGCUCUCACAGACCUGUAACUUCUUCUUUAAGAGGCUCCUCUGUCCUCCACUCGUUACCUGUAUUAAUGGCACCUGUUUGAACUUGUUAUCAGUAUAAAAGACACCUGUCCACAACCUCAAACAGUCACACUCCAAACUCCACUAUGGCCAAGACCAAAGAGCUGUCAAAGGACACCAGAAACAAAAUUGUAGACCUGCACCAGGCUGGGAAGACUGAAUCUGCAAUAGGUAAGCAGCUUGGUUUGAAGAAAUCAACUGUGGGAGCAAUUAUUAGGAAAUGGAAGACAUACAAGACCACUGAUAAUCUCCCUCGAUCUGGGGCUCCACGCAAGAUCUCACCCCGUGGGGUCAAAAUGAUCACAAGAACGGUGAGCAAAAAUCCCAGAACCACAUGGGGGGACCUAGUGAAUGACCUGCAGAGAGCUGGGACCAAAGUAACAAAGCCUACCAUCAGUAACACACUACGCCGCCAGGGACUCAAAUCCUGCAGUGCCAGACGUGUCCCCCUGCUUAAGCCAGUACAUGUCCAGGCCCGUCUGAAGUUUGCUAGAGUGCAUUUGGAUGAUCCAGAAAAGGAUUGGGAGAAUGUCAUAUGGUCAGAUGAAACCAAAAUAGAACUUUUUGGUAAAAAACUCAACUCGUCAUGUUUGGAGGACAAAGAAUGCUGAGUUGCAUCCAAAGAACACCAUACCUACUGUGAAGCAUGGGGGUGGAAACAUCAUGCUUUGGGGCUGUUUUUCUGCAAAGGGACCAGGACGACUGAUCCGUGUAAAGGAAAGAAUGAAUGGGGCCAUGUAUCGUGAGAUUUUGAGUGAAAACCUCCUUCCAUCAGCAAGGGCAUUGAAGAUGAAACGUGGCUGGGUCUUUCAGCAUGACAAUGAUCCCAAACACACCGCCCGGGCAACGAAGGAGUGGCUUCGUAAGAAGCAUUUCAAGGUCCUGGAGUGGCCUAGCCAGUCUCCAGAUCUCAACCCCAUAGAAAAUCUUUGGAGGGAGUUGAAAGUCCGUGUUGCCCAGCGACAGCCCCAAAACAUCACUGCUCUAGAGGAGAUCUGCAUGGAGGAAUGGGCCAAAAUACCAGCAACAGUGUGUGAAAACCUUGUGAAGACUUACAGAAAACGUUUGACCUGUGUCGUUGCCAACAAAGGGUAUAUAACAAAGUAUUGAGAAACUUUUGUUAUUGACCAAAUACUUAUUUUCCACCAUAAUUUGUAAAAUAAAUUCAUUAAAAAUCCUACAAUGUGAUUUUCUGGAUUUUUUUCUUCUCAUUUUGUCUGUCAUAGUUGACGUGUACCUAUGAUGAAAAUUACAGGCCUCUCUCAUCUUUUUAAGUGGGAGAACUUGCACAAUUGGUGGCUGACUAAAUACUUUUUUCCCCCACUGUACCUACACAAGUACAUUGCUACUAGGUUUGGCGACAUGGUGGCGUAUGUGAUCAGUAAGAAGCUUUGCACGAGCGAGCCAGAAAGGCUCAUAGGAGCAGGAUCCUAUUUCCUGUUUCUGUAGCGUGAGGCAGCUUGACGUACAAGCACACCCCCUGGACAGGACGCUAGUCUAUCACAGUGCCUUUCUACCCCCAAUCUAUCUCCUUAUUGCCGAGUGCCAAGCAGAGUUGAAUCGGGUCCCAUUUUUGGGGUCUUUGGUAUAACUUAGGGCGGACACUAACCACAAGGCCACUGAGUUGGUAUGUGGUGAGCUGAGCUGUAACUUUGAAGUGGAACUGUUGUAACACUUUAAGAGUAUAUAAUGAUUCAUGUAUGUCCUGUUGUUAGUUGGAGGAGAAGGUCCAACAGUGGCAGACAUCUCCAGCUAGUUCCCUGAACCCCUGGUUCUCCUCGGCCUCCUGCUGGUCAGAGAUGGUGCUGCCGGCCCUGCACUUCCUGGCUGGGGAGACUAAAGGUGAUCAGGCAGACAUCUUCUUCUCUGCAUCGUUAAAGCAGUAGUAUGUCAUAUCAUCAUCCUCUCAUCUUUCUUAUCUCACUCACUCACUCUCUCUCUCUCUCCUUUGUUCACUAUCUUCCUCUCUCACUCAGUCGGUAUGUUGGUUCUUCCCAGUGGCUUCACUCCCUAUGUGGCGUUCAGGGAAAACUCACAGCGAUGGAAAUGGAUUGGUAAGAUCUCCUUUUUGUCAGUCAGUUGAUCUGUCCAAAUUCUGGCACAAUGCAAAUGAAAAUAUUUAUAGUUUGAGACUGAGGUUUGUCUCGAUCUCAUGUCUCGAAGGUCCCAGUCAGGAUGGAGAGAAGGAUUUGAGUGCUCUGUGUCAGCUGUGGGUCGACUCCAAGGACUUGGUUGUGGUCAAGGUAUUGCAAGUACACAUUUCCACCUCUCACUACUCUGUCAGUAUGGUCGUUCUCUGUUCCCUCUAAUACACUUGAAUAAAAUAACAAUGUCCUCUACAGACAGAAUGUGAAGAACUAACAGAGAUGACUUCUCCCACCCCUAGAGUGUAAGUUUCCACGUUAUUCAUUUCACAGAUGCUCUUACUCAGAAUGACUUAGGUAGUGUAUGUGUUUAUUGCCAUAGUGGGAUUUUGAUUUUAUUGUAAUACUGUUUGCUGUUCUCUCUUUAACUAAGCAGUUGGACUGACUUCGUGGUGCGGCCCAGCACGGGAGAUGAGAGGCAUGUUUUCCAAGUGCAGGUCAGUGUCACGUCUCUACCUUUUUAGUCUAGGAUCUCUUCUGUAUUGAGUAUUAUUUCCAACGAUCACACAGUGUUCUCUGUAAUCAUUAUGCAUCCAUGUUCUUGUUUUGAUCAUCAGGAGCAGCAGCGGUAUGACCAGCCGCACAAAGCCUUCACCUUCAGAAUGCAUGGCUUUGAGUCUGUGGUGGGGCCUGUUAAGGGGGUCUUUGACAAGGAGAUGUCUCUCAACAAAGCCAGAGAACACACUCUGCUGCGCUCAGACCGCCCAGCUUAUGUCACCAUCCUCUCCCUGGGUAAGACUUGACCCUUUCAAUGUAACCAGUCACAGUCAUGUAGACACCUGCCAUCAGUGUGUGGUGUUGUUGCAGUAGCCACACGUUAGAUAGGACUGUUCUGCUCCUCCUCUCCCUCAGUGCGGGACGCAGCAGCCCGGCUGCCCAACGGAGAGGGGACCAGAGCUGAGAUCUGUGAGCUGCUCAAGGACUCUCAGUUCCUGGCACCAGAUGUCACCAGUGCUCAGGUUAGAUACUCAGGGCAACUGGGUUAUUGUUGUCAGUCUGUCCUUGUUUGUCUGUGACUGAGCACUGUACCUCAUGUAAUGUUUCCUGCAGGUGAACACAGUUGUGAGUGGGGCUCUGGACAGGCUGCACUAUGAGAAGGACCCCUGUGUGAAGUAUGACAUCGGCCGCAAGCUGUGGAUCUAUCUGCACCGCGACCGCGGUCAGGAGGAGUUUGGUGAGCAUUACUUUCUACCAAUGGAAAGUGAAAAGAUAUUAAUGUGGUUGACAUAGCUUACCUCAUUAGCCCACAGGCACAUUGUUAAAACUAAAUAUUCACUCCCCAUCUAGAGAGGAUUCAUCAGGCUCAAGCUGCUGCUGCCAAGGCCAGAAAGGCUCUGCAGCAGAAACCUAAACCUGCGUCCAAGCCUGUGAGUCCCACUGCCUCUACUCUGCUGUAAUUUCUCUACCUCUGACAAAUAGACGUUUCAUACCCUCUCAGCUAAUGUACACUGAUAUACCCUCUCAGCUAAUGUCACUGAUAUACCCUCUCAGCUAAUGUCACUGACAUACCCUCUCAGCUAAUGUCACUGAUAUACCCUCUCUGCUAAUGUACACUGACAUACCCUCACAGCUAAUGUACACUGACAUACCCUCACAGCUAAUGCACACUGACAUACCCUCUCUGCUAAUGCACACUGACAUACCCUCUCUGCUAAUGCACACUGACAUACCCUCUCUGCUAAUGCACACUGACAUACCCUCUCUGCUAAUGCACACUGACAUACCCUCUCUGCUAAUGCACACUGACAUACCCUCUCUGCUAAUGUACACUGACAUACCCUCUCUGCUAAUGUACACUGACAUACCCUCUCUGCUAAUGUACACUGACAUACCCUCUCUGCUAAUGUCACUGAUAUACCCUCUCAGCUAAUGUACACUGACAUACCCUCUCUGCUAAUGCACACUGACAUACCCUCUCAGCUUGAAUGUAGACUGACAUACCCUCUCAGCUUAUAUGUAGACUGGAGAAUUUGCAUCUUUGAAUGUGGAAAGUCUUGCUAAACCACUUGUCACUUCUGUCUAGAAUCCUGAUGAUGGGCUGAUCAAACUGUUACUAUGGAAUUAGGUCUGUUGUUGUCUAACAUACAGUUGCGGACAAAUAUAUUGGCACCCUUGCACUUUUCUUAAAUAAUUCCCCUAUUUCUUCUCAAAUAUACUGAACAAAAAUAUAAACGCAACAUGUAAAGUGUUGGUCCCAUGUUUCAUGAGCUGAAAUAAAAUAUCCCAGAAAUGAUCCAUACGCACAAAAAGCUUACUUCACAAAAAUGUUGGGCCACAAAUUUGUUUACAUCCCUGUUAGUAAGAAUUUCUUCAUCCACCUGACAGGUGUGGCAUAUCAAGAUAAUUACACAGGUCCACCUUGUGCUGGGGACAAUAAAAGGGCACUCUAAAAUGUGCAGUUUUGUCACACAACACAAUGCCACAGAUGUCUCAAGUUUUGAGGGAGCAUGCAAUUGGCAUGCUGACUGCAGGAAUGUCCACCAGAGUUGUUGCCAGAGAAUGUAAUGUUCAUUUCUCUGCCAUAAGCCGCCUCCAACGUCGUUUUAGAGAAUUUGGCAGUAGGUCCAACCGGCCUCACAAUCGCAGACCACGUGUAACCACGCCAGCCCAGGACCUCCACAUCCGUUUUCUUCACCUGCGGGAUCGUCUGAGACCAGCCACCCGGACAGCUGAUGAAACAGAGGAGUAUUUCUGUCUGUAAUAAAGCCCUUUUGUGGGGAAAAACGAAUUCUGAGUGGCUGGGCCUGGCUCCCCAGUCGGUGGGCCAGUCUCCCAAGUGGGUGGGCCUAUGCCCUCCCAGGCCCACCCAUGGCUCCGUCCCUGCCCAGUCAUAUAAAAUCCAUAUAUUAGGGCCUAAUUAAUUUAUUCAAUUGACAUAUUUCCUUAUAUGAACUCCAACUCAGUAAAAUUGUUGAAAUUGUUGCAUGUUGAAUUUAUACUUUUGUUCAGUGUAAUUAGACAUUUUAAACACUUUUGGUCUCCACACCUUGUUAUUUGAAUUGCAUCAUUGUAGAACCAAUUUUAGUCUUGUAAACUUAAGUUUACAAUUUUAAUUUAGAAAAUAAAGACAAAUGGCAUGGACAAAGAAUUUGGCACCCGGAGCUAGUACUUGGUUGCACAGCCUUUGGCCAAGGUAACUGCAGACAAACACUUCUUGUACCAUCAAUGAGCUUGCUGCACCUUUCUUCUGGCAAUUUGGCCCACUCUUCAGCAGCAAACUGCUCUAAUUCUUCAAUGUUUGAGGGUUGCCCUCCACCAACUGCUGUUUUCAGCUCUCGCCGUAGGUUUUGGAUGUGAUUUAGAUCUGGACUCUUGACUAGCCACUCCAGAACAGUCCAGUGUUUCUUCUUGAACCAUUCCUGGGUGCUUUUUGAUGUGUAUUUGGGGUCGUUGUCCUGCUGGAAGACCCACAACCUUCAAUGGAGAACAGGUUUUUGGACACUGGGUUGAAUUUUGGACUCCAAAACACCAGAUAAUCUGCUGAUUUCAAGAUGAUUUCAACCUCCCCCAUGUUUGAUUGUAGGGAGGGUGUUCUUUUCAAUGAACGCUUCAUUUGGUCGUCAGUAAACCCAGCACUGAUCUGAAACAUUCAAAGAAAAGAACACCCUCCCUACAGUCAAACAUAGGGAAGGUUUGAUAAUGCUGUGGGGUUGCAUUGCUGCCUCUGGUACUGGGGGCCUUGAACGUGUGCAAGACAUCAUGAAAACAGCAGAUUAUCAAGGUGUUUUGGAGUGCAAUGUUCAACCCAGUGUCCAAAAACUGGGUCUCGGUUGAGGGUCUUCCAGCAGGACAAUAACACCUAACACACAUCAAAAGCACCCUGGAAUGGUUAGACAAGCAGUGUUGGGGAGUAGUGAACUACAUGUAGUUCAACUAGUAAUUCAACUACAUUUUGCAAUAGCUUGGUGGUAGUUGAACUCAGUUCAAAUCUUGGUAGUUUCAGUAGUUAAUAACUUUUUUUUCCAUGUACCAGUGUAGCUACACUAUAUAUACAAAAGUAUGUGGACACCCCUUCAAAUUAGUGGAUUCUCUGGCAAUGCAUAGUGCCAACAGUAAAGUUUGGUGGAGGAGGAAUAAUGGUCUGGGGCUGUUUUUCAUGGUUCGGCUAGGCCCCUUAGUUCCAGUGAAGGGAAAUCUUAGCGCUACAGCAGACAAUGACGUUCUAGAUGAUUCUGUGCUUCCAACUUUGCGGCAACAGUUUGGGGAAGGCCGUUUCCUGUUUCAACACGACAAUGCCCCCGUGCACAAAUGAGGUCCAUACAGAAAUGGUGUGUCGAGAUCUGUGUGGAAUAACUUGACUGUCCUACACAGAGCCCUGACCUCAACCCCAUUGAACACCUUUGGGAUGAAUUGGAACACCGACUGCGAGCCAGGCUUAAUCACCCAACAUCGGUGCCCAACCUCACUAAUGCUCUUGUGGCUGAAUGGAAGCAUGUCCCCGCAGCAAUGUUCCAACAUCUAGUGGAAAGCCUACCCAGAAGAGUGGAAGCUGUUAUAGCAGCAAAGAGGGGAGCCAACUCCAUAUUAAUGCCCAUGAUUUUGGAAUGAGAUGUUCGACGAGCAGGUGUCCACAUACUUUUGGUCAUGUAGUGUAUCUGUGACCAACAGAUGCAUAUCUUUAUUUUUAUGCGCUACGCGCUUCAGCACUCUGCAGUCCCGCUUGUGUGGCCUACCACUUCGCGGCUGAGCGUUGUUGCUCCUAGCGGUUUCCACUUCACAAUAACAGCAAUUACAGUUGACCAGGGGCAAUUCUAGCAGGGCAGAAAUUUGACGAACUGACUUGUUGGAAAGGUGGCAUCGUUGAAAGUCAAUGAGCUGUUCAGUACGGGCCAUUCUACUCCCAAUGUUUGUCUAUGGAGAUUGCAUGGCUGUGUGCUCUAUUUUAUACACCUGUCAGCAUGGAUGUGACUGAAAUAGCCAAAUCCACUAAUUUGAAGGGGUGUCCACAUACUUUUUCCGCAUUUUGUUACAUUACAGCCUUAUUACGUUUUUUUCUUCUUCUCCUCAAUCUACACACAAUACCCCAUAACAACAAAGCAAAAACAGGUUUUUAGAAUUUUUUGCAAAUGUAUUAAAAAUGUAAAACUGAUAUAACAUUUACAUAAGUAUUCAGACCCUUUACUCAUUACUUUGUUGAAGCACCUUUGGCAGCAAUUACAGCCUCAAGUCUUUUUGGGUGUGACACUACAAGCUUGGCACACCUGUAUUUGGGGAGUUUCUCCCAUUCUUCUCUGCAGAUCCUCUCAAGCUCUGUCAGGUUGGAUGGGGAGCAUCACUGCACAGCUAUUUUCAGGUCUCUCCAGAGAAGGUUGAUUGGGUUCAAGUCCAGCCUCUAGCUGAGCCACUCAAGGACAUUCAGAGACUUGUCAUGAAGCCACUCCUGCGUUGUCUUGGCUGUGUGAGGGUCGUUGUCCUGUUGGAAGGUGAACCUUCGCCCCAGUCUGAGGUCCUGAGAGCUCUGGAUCAGGUUUUCAUCAAGGAUCUCUCUGUACUUUGCUCCGUUUCCCUCGAUCCUGACUAGUCUCCCAGUCCCUGCCACUGAAAACCUCCCCACAGCAUGAUGCUGCCACCACCAUGCUUCACCGUAGGGAUGAUGUCAGGUUUCCUCCAGACGUGACGCUUGGCACUCAGGCCAAAGAGUUCUAUCUUGGUUUCAUCAGACCAGAGAAUCUUGUUUCUCAUGGUCUGAGAGUCUUUAGGUGCCUUUUGGCAAACUCCAAGCGGGCUGUCAUGUGCCUUUUACUAAGGAGUGGCUUCCGCCUGGCAACUCUACCAUGAAGGCCUGAUUGGUGGAGUGCUUCAGAGAUGGUUGUCCUGCUGGAAAGUUCUCCCAUCUCCACAGAGGAACUCUGGAGCUCUGUCAGAGUGACCAUCAGGUUCUUGGUCACAUCCCUGACCAAGGCCCUUCUUAGUGGUUCCAGAAGAGUCUUAGUGGUUCCAAACUUCUUCUGUUUAAGAAUGAUGGAGGCCAUCUUGGGGACCUUCGAUGCUGCAGAAAUGUUUUGCUACCCUUCCCCAGAUCUGUGCUUUGACACAAUCCUGUCUCGGAGCUAUAUGGACAAUUAUUUUGACCUCAUGGCUUGGUUUUUGCUCUGACAUGCACUGUCAACUGUGGGACCUUAUAUAGACAGGUGUGUGCCUUUCAAAAUCAUGUCCAAUCAAUUGAAUUUAACACAGGUGGACUCCAAUCAAGUUGUAGAAACAUCUCAAGGAUGAUCAAUGGAAACAGGAUGUACCUGAGCACCAUAUCAAAGGGUCUGAAUACUUAUGUAAAUAAGGUAUUUCUGUUUUUUAUAUUUAAUACAUUUGCAAAAAAUUCUAAACCUUUUUUCACUUUGUCAUUAUGAGGAAUUGUGUAAACUGAGAAAAAAUAUUAUUUUAACAAUUUAAUCAAUUUUAGAAUAAGGCUGUAACGUAACAAAAUGGGGAAAAAGUAAAGGGGUCUGAAUACUUUCCGAAUGCACUGUAUGUAUAUGAUGGCGUGCCUUCAGAAAGUAUUCAUACCACUUGAUUUAUUCCACAUUUUGUUAACAAUUACAAACAUACCCAUAACAUGAUGCAGCCACCAUUAUGCUUGAAAAUAUGGAAAGUGGUACUCAGUAAUGUGUUGUAUUGGCAUUUUAUUUGACCCAUCUACCAAUAGGUGCCCAUCUGCGAGGCAUUGGAAAACCUCCCUGUUUUUAGUUUUCGGCUAGUAACAGUCGCUAAGUUCAGGGCAGGGUACUGGGAGGAGGCUGGGUAUUGAUGGCUAUUUAACAGUCUGAUGUCCUGGAGAUAGAAGCUGUUUUUAUAUUGGCAACGGUGCCAAUAUAUCUGGCUCUAACUGUAUGUCAUGGUUGUGGUAUGUGUUGAUGGUGACUAUGCACCCUGUGUGUUAUAGAAGUCUGGAAGUAAGGAGGGGGGUGGUAAGACCCCUGGAGGCCUGGAAGCAGGUGAUGUGGGGGGUCCCAUGUCCCCAACUCCCACCACCCCCACUACCAGCACCCCUGGUACCCCCAAAUCACCCCUCGCCACUGUAGCCACAACCCCCACCAAAGCUGGGAUCCAAGAUUCAGUCAAGAACAGUCCUGGGUCAGUAUAACCCAGCUUCCAUGGAUUAACUCUUAUCAGGCUCAAUUAUAUAACUUAUUGAUGUUAUGUAAGUACUAAUGCCCUGCUCUCUUCACCCUUAGUGUUCUACUGGUGUCUCCUCCACCCAUGCCCCAGCUGGGGACCCUGUUGUCCAGCAGCCAGUCUGGCCCCCAGGUCUCUCAGCCAGCUACAUCCCAGCACACAGCCAGGAUAGUGGGCCACCAGUCAGGCUCUCUCUCACAGGUACGAGUGGUCUCUAACCAGACAGCAGGAGGACAGCAGGCCACGCUGGUGCACCAGACCCCUCAUCAGAUCAGAGUGCCAGUCACCAUGGGAACCAAGGGCAUCACACAGGUUAAUCACUGACCAUUCUGUUACCAACAAAACAAUCCAAUGCUGACUAUCAAGAGAACUGAGAGUCUCUUCAGUGUUAAAUCGAGUAGAGCUAAAAACAUUUACCUGGAAUUUGCACCAUAUUUAACUGUAUUAAUCAGACAUGGUCUUGAACCACAGAUAAGAGGCAUUUUUUGCUGUAAGGCACUGGUGCAUGUAAUUAAAGGGUUGUGUUUCUCCUCUCUCCACCCUGUAACUGUGAGCAGGCCGUGGUGUCAUUACCACUGAGGACCCAGUCUGCUGGUAGCCCCAUCCAGGUGCAGGCGUCCAGAGGGCAGACAACCCUGUCAGUGUCAGGCCUGACCACUGCUGUUACUGUAGCCAAACCUCAGACUGGCUCCCCUGGCGGCCCAGUACACAACCCUACCUCCCCCACUGUCCGACAGGGAGUCACCAGCCAGAACAUCAUCAAACAGGUGAACAGGAAGUUAUUACAUUUAAUUAGGAGGCAUUUAAGGAUUUACAUGUAAAUAAUGUUUCAGAUCAUUGUAGUUUCGCUGUAAUGUGUUCAUGAAAGAGCUUUCAUUUUUUCAUUUGUGAGAGUAUUUCCUGUAUGUUUUAUUCUCAUGUAAUUUAUCUCUCUAAAGGUGGCUAUCACAGGCCAAUUGGGCAUAAAGUCUCAAGGUAGAGCGGGUCUUCCAAUAACGGCUACCAAUCUUCGCAUCCAGGGCAAGGAUGUGCUACGCCUGCCCCCCUCCUCCAUCACCACAGACUCUAAAGGACAGACGGUGCUGCGAAUCACUCCUGACAUGAUGGCCACCCUAACCAAGUCCCCCCUCACCACUGUCAAACUCACCCCCGACAUGUUAGGCACUGCCACUACCAAGAGCAUAUCUGCUACUCUCCAUAUGACCCCACCCCACUCCACCUCUAGCCCAGCCUCCUCCUCGGGUGAAAUCCGGACCAGCAAGGCCUCCGCUGGCACCACCACCACCAUGUUGAAGACUGCAGGGGACACUAUCCGCCUGAUGCCCACCCUAGCAGUCACUAUGGCUGAGCAGAAGACCAGAACCUUCUCCACCGUCUCCUCGUCUGACUCGAAGAGUGGCACCACCAUACGGAUCAUGCCCGGCCUCGGGGUCAUCCCACAGAAACAGGGCCAAACCAUCACCAUGACAACCACCACUGGCAGCAAACCAGUCUCCACUGGAGCUGCCACUGUCACCAUAGCCACCAGCGGACUGGCCGGAGCUAAAGGGGUGACGGUAGGCUCUUCUGCCUCAGGUUCUCUGACUCUGGGAACAGCCACAGCUACUGUCCGCCAGGUCCCCGUCACAGCCACAGUGGUGUCCACACAACCAGUAAGACCCCAACAUGAUUAUUAACUCCCCUCUUAUAUUUACUGUGGGAUUCAGGAUGGUUGUGUAAUAACAGCACUGUAGCACUUCUGUAUCCAGACACCUUGUCUGCCUCUGUUGGAAGGGCUAACAUAGGAUCUCUUUUAUUUUCAAGACAUUCUAUAUAGCCACAUUCUCUAUAGCCCCCACCACCCCACCUUUGAAAUUAUCAUCCAAUGAUUGUCUCCCUCUCUCUCUUUUAUUUCCCCAGGGGAAGUUACCAGCUCGGUUCACAGUGCCUCUGUCUGUCCUCAGCCAACCACUGAAAAGCAAGAGUGUGAUGACCACGCCCAUACUGAAAGGAAACCUCAGUACCAAGUGAGUCCUCAUGUUCAGUUCAGCCUUAAAGGAAAACGCCACCCAAAAACGAUCUUUUGGUGUUUGUUUCAUUAGUCCAUUGUUGACAGAGUCCCAAAAUGUUUUGCUUGUCAGCAAUCAAGUUUUCAAGAUAUGUAACUUAAAAAAAUACAGAAAUCAUCCCUGAAUGAUGCAUUUAGCAUCAUGUGAUGCAAAGCGCAGCAUCAUAUGAUGCAAAAUGAAUAGAAUAUGUUUCUAAACACGUCUACAUUAAUGUGGAUGCUAACAUGAUUCCAGAUAGUCCUGAAUGAAUCGUGAAUAAUGAUGAGUGCGAAAGUUACAGACGCACAAAUAUUAUACCCCCAAGACAUGCUAACCUCUCACCAUUACAAUAACAGGGGAGGUUAGCAUUUUUAGAGGGGUAUGAUAUUUAUGCCUCAAACUUUCUCACUCAUCAUUAUUCACGAUUCAUUCAGGAUGCGUGAAUUUGUCCCAAUACUUUUGGUCCCCUAAAAUGGGGGGACUAUGUACAAAAAGAGCUGUAAUUUCUAAAUGGUUAACCCGAUAUGGAUGAAAAUACCCUCCAAUUAUAGCCUACAGUUUGCACUUUAACCUCAGUCAUUUUAUCAUUUCCAAAGUGCUGGAGUACAGAGCCAAAAUAACAAAAAUGUGUCACCAUCCCCAAUACCUUUUGUAGCUCACUGUAUACAGUGCCUUCUGAAAGUAUUCAGACCCCUUGACAUUUUCCACAUUUUGUUACGUUACAGCCUUAUUCUAAAAUGGAUUUUAAAAAAUCAUCAGCAAUCUACACACACUACCCCAUAAUGACAAAGCAAAAAUAGAAAACAUUUGUGCUAAUUUAUUAAAAAUGUAAAACAGAAAUACCUUAUUUACAUAAGUAUCUGCAGCAUUGAAGGUCCCCAAGAACACAGUGGCCUCCAUCAUUCUUAAAUGGAAGAAGUUUGGAACCACAAAGACUCUUCCUAGAGCUGGCCGCCUGGCCAAACUGAGCAAUCGGGGGAGAAGGGCCUUGGUCAGGGAGGUGACCAAGAAACCGAUGGUCACUCUGACAGAGCUCCAGAGUUCGUCUGUGGAGAUGGAAGAACCUUCCAGAAGGACAACCAUCUCUGCAGCACUCCACCAAUCAGGCCUUUAUGGUAGUGGCCAGACGGAAGCCACUCCUCAGUAAAAGGUACAUGACAGCACGCUUGGAGUUUCCCAAAAGUCACCUAAAGACUCUGACCAUGAGAAACAAGAUUCUCUGGUCUGAUGAAACCAAGAUUGAACUCUUUGGCAGAAUGCCAAGCGUCACAUCUGGAGGAAACCUGGCACCAUCCUUACAGUGAAGCAUGCUGGUGGCAGAAUCAUGCUGUGGGUAUGUUUUUCAGCGGCAGGGACUGUGAGACUAGUCAUGAUCGAGGCAAAGAUGAACGGAGCAAAGUACAGAGAGAUCCUUGAUGAAAACCUGCUCCAGAGCUCUCAGGAUCUCAGACUGGGGCGAAGGUUCACCUUCCAACAGGACAACAACCCUAAGCACACAGCCAUGACAACGCAGGUGUGGCUUUGGGACAAGUUUCUGAAUGUCCUUGAGUGGCCCAGCCAGAGCCUGGACUUAAACCUGAUCGAACAUCUCUGGAGAGACCUGAAAAUAGCUGUGCAGCAACGUUCCCCAUCCAACCUGACAGAGCUUGAGAGGAUCUGCAGAGAAGAAUGGGAGAAACUCCCCAAAUACAGUUGUGCCAAGCGUGUAGCGUCAUACCCAAGAAGACUCGAGGCUGUAAUUGCUACCAAAGGUGCUUCGACAAAGUACUGAGGAAAGGGUCUGAAUACUUAUGUAAAUGUAAUAUUUUGUUUUUUAUUUUUGAUAAAUUAGCAAACAUUUCUAGAAACCUAUUUUUGCAUUGUCAUUAUGGGGUAUUGUGUGUAGUUUGAUGAGGGGGAAAAAAUCAGUGUAAUCCAUUUUAGAAUAUAUGGAAAACAAAAUGUGGAAAAAGUCAAGGAGUCUGAAUACUUUCCGAAGGCACUGUAUGUGUCAGUUGUCCCCAUGGCAGUAAGCAGCCUGAUGUAGACUGACUGGUGUGUCUCUCUCUGGUCGGUGCAGCAUCAGCAGUCUGGGAAGGAACAUCAUCCUCACCACCAUGCCUGCAGGCACCAAGCUGAUAGCUGGGAACAAGCCAGUCAGCUUUGUCACGGCUCAACAGUUACAGCAGCUGCAGCAGCAGGGACAGGCCACACAGGUCAGUCAGUCGCUCACCUCUUACCCAUUACUCAGCCAGCUCCCAAACAAACUGCAUUCUGUUGUAGGAAAAAAGUUGUUCCUGACCAUGUGACUGGGGAAACUCCUGACCCUAGGCAUCAGGUAUAGUAGUUGGUAGGAGUGGUUGAUGUGCCUGUCUCCUCCAGGUGCGUAUCCAGACGGUGACAGCCCAGCAGCGCUCUGCAGCAUGCUCCCCCAAGUCAGUGUCCACUGUGGUAGUCACCACCUCACCCUCACCCAAACGGACCCCGGACCCACCACCACCAGCACAGUGACACGCUACUGCUCUGUGCAGUGCCACCGCUCCAGAGGCAAGUGGUGCUUGGGAGCCAUAGCCCAACUCUGCUCUCUCAAUGUUUAGGAGGGCACGGAUGUCUGGAGAGUUUGCAGCAGAUGAACACAGGAGUAAUCCCAGGACAGCAUAUCACUAGACCAUUUAUAGACAGUGGUUUCACCUGACAUAUGUGUUGUGCAAGGCUAAGAUUCAGCAACACUAAUGAAAUAGACUGCAUUUAGGGAGUAAAUGUUAUUUAUAAUAAGAGUUACAUGGAGACAAUUUGACCUCUUUGAAAAGAAAAUGGAUGGUUCUCCCUUCAGCAAAAUAUAUUUGACCUAAACCCUCCCUGAACACAAAAUAAUAAUAAAACGAAUUGGAUAGCAGAGAAAGUCUACAGUUUACCCUCACUUCUUGGACAGACCAGAGCCUUUGAUAUACAGUUUUAGAAAAGUAGGCAUAUGGCAUAACAUCUCAUACCCCCUCAAUUCGAGUUUUGGUUUUAACUUAGCCUACCUUCGUGUCAGUGAUGGGCUGUUAUUUAAAGAGUGCAUGGUGGGUUGAGGAAUUUACCGACAAAUCUAUGGAUAU